Molecule: messenger RNA, 1530 nt
Organism: Echinostoma caproni
Lineage: Eukaryota; Metazoa; Platyhelminthes; Trematoda; Plagiorchiida; Echinostomatidae
Source: the annotation of a GenBank genome assembly
AUGCCCCAGUCAGAGAGUGCAAUGACGCACGAUUUUUCCAAUCCUCUUUUCAGUCGUUUUGCUCGAUCCUAUUGGGAUCACUUACACGGAUCAAAACAGGGCAAAUCGUUGACUGAAAGUGAAGCUAAUUAUCGAUGUACCAAUCUGGACACACCCUAUUCCAGUUCACCUUGCCAAUCGAAAAAAUCCACUUUAUCUAACAGUCUGGUUCUAUCGGGUUCGGUCAACGAUUCCAUCCUUAAUCCGUUGUUCGGUGGCACUUUGAACAACCCGGUCAACCGAUACUCUCCACCAUUGAACUUUAGCGCAUUCACAUCGUUCGACCAGAACAUGAUCUGUCCGAUUUGCCGCAAAUGUUUUCGAUUCGAGAAAAAUUUGUUACGACAUCUGCAAAAGACUCACGCGACGGGAACUGGCGAGUCUGUACUAAAGUGCAAAUUGUGCAACUAUACAACCAGGCACUAUAGCAAUAUGUACGUGCAUAUUCGAACGCACACGGGCGAUAAACCGUACUCGUGUUCUGCAUGCGGUGUCUCAUUCACGCAAGGCUCUUCACUGAAACUUCACAUUCGUUCCCGUCACGAGGACAAUGCUAAAUACUUUUCGUUGACACGCAAACCGGGCAAAAAUAAUUUGACCAAAUUAUGGACACGUGUGCUGAAAAAAGAUUUGCCCAAAUACAAUUCGGUGAUGGCAAACACACUUUUAAACCGAUCGAAGUUUUGGUCACGGCCAGAUCCGAUACAGUUAAAUCCAUUUGGCCUUGUUCAAUCCAAACUUUUACCAGUCGAUAUCAAUUUACCCGGUUCCAACCAAUUCGGGUGGAAUUCAUCCACACCAGCAUCAGUUAUGCCCACACCAUUCAAGUCGGUGAACCGCUUGAAUUAUGCGCAAUCAUCUAAAUCGACGCAGAACCAUGUACAACGGAAUGGAACUGGAUCUUCCGUGGAUGGGUUCGAAACGGAACUACCCGGAUUGGACGUUGUUCGCGAUACAGAAUCCAGUCAUACGUCAGCUAGAUUUGUCAAUAGGGAAACUGCGGAUGAUAUUUUCCGUCCUGCUGGUUGGCCGAUGGAUAGGAAAAGACGAGUGAGGAGACAGAAAACGGAACAAACCGAAUUGUCAACUGUCAUGGAUGGUGAUAAAGCUGGCAAUAUCUCUUGUUCUGUGGAAGGCUACCAGAACAAUAAGGCAUACAUGUCUUAUCUAACCAAAACCGAGGGCUUAUCUCCUCGUCGAGAUGACUCAUAUGUUGCUCCACAUCUAUACAACUGCGAAAGGGGACAGGAGAUUUCGAAUAGAUCCGUUUGUCGUGCCACGGUACCCGCGGACUGGAUCGAACGUGAGUCAAGUGCGCUGUUUUCAUCCCCACAACCCAAAGCUUCGCACUACUCACGGUCGGAUUAUGUGCUUCAUGAAAAACGGGAUAGCGAACAAUCAGACUUCAAGCACUACCCUGAGUCAGGUCCACGAACUGCUGGUUUGACACAGCCACUCUCUAAUCCAGACACAACAAGGCAGCAUUACUGA